AUGUAUGAAGACUCUUCAGACAAAAUGAACGGAUAUCAGAAGAUUUGUGUGAUUGUUGUUUGCAUAGCGACUUUACAAGAAGUCGCUUCAUCAUCAACAAAAGAAAGUCGGACUGGUGGUUUGAAUAUACCAGAGAAGAUCAUCGGUGGAGUCAUUGAAAUUGUUCAAAGUCACAAGAAUAAGCCAGUCCAAGGCGUCCAGCCUAUGCCUUCGUAUCCACCAAACGCACAAUACAACUAUCAACAGUAUCCACAAUAUCAGCAAUGGAACUCCCAAUCCAACUACCAAAAUCAGGGAUAUCAAACCCCUACACAGUACCCUGUACAAUAUCCCAGCCCAGCCCAGGGACAAUACUCUUAUCAAAAUAGCUACAACCAAGCAGGAAACUUUCCCCAGGGUGGUAAUUUUAAUAACCAAGCUUAUCCCGCAGGAUCUGGACAAACUUUUACUCAAGGCCAAGCUCCACAGGGACCAUAUCAAGGAGUGUACCAAAACUCUAAUCAAUUUAGCCAGCCUGGUCAGUUCCAGAAUCAACAGUCAGGUUUCUUUACUAACCAAAACCAGGCCAGCAAUCAGUAUCAAGGAAGCUCUUCUGGUUUUCAAGGACAAUCAGGUCAAGGUCAAGGAACUCUUGGAAAUGGUCAGAUCAGCCAAGGAUUCUUGAUCUCGGGGGGUCAGCAGGGAUCAAGCGGUGGAGGAGGACAAGGACCAACGUGUGUUUGUCAGGCUUGGACCAAACCGCAACCCGGUUAUGAAGUUUUAGCUGAUACUCCAGUUACAGAAAAAAAUGAAAAGAAGGAAGAAAUAACGAAU
This is a messenger RNA of Brenthis ino (lesser marbled fritillary), 813 nucleotides long. NCBI's taxonomy places the organism in Eukaryota, Metazoa, Arthropoda, Insecta, Lepidoptera, Nymphalidae. The record is from the annotation of a GenBank genome assembly.